AUGUGGUCAAAGAAUCAACAAUUCCUGGUAUUUCAAAAGAUAGUUUGGAAAAGGAAAGAAUUGAGCUUUGAGAAUCCCUAACACAUCUGUUCCAAAUUGGACAAAGGAGAUUACUUAAUAAUGCAAGAAGAAGGAAAACUACUAAAAUUCAAAGGAUUUUAUUUUCAGUCAGCCUUACUUGAUCAUGAUAUUUUAGAAAACCUGGAAGACUUUGAAAUUAGAGAUAACGACAUCUUUGUAAUAUCCUAUCCCAAAUCUGGAACUGCUUGGAUUCGGCAAAUAUUGUGCUUGAUUCAUUUUGAGGGCUAUCGUAACAAAACUGACACAAGACCUUUGAAUUUAAGAGCCCCCUUCCUGGAGUACAAUGUUUUGCACGUUGACUUAGAGAAGAUGCCAUCUCCUCGAAUUAUUGGUAGCCACUUACCAUAUUAUUUGGUACCAAAAGGAUUGAAGAACAAAAAAGCCAAAGUAAGAAAUAGAAAGAAUUUAUCACACUGUUUUCCAACCAAAAGUAUUGCCUUGUCUAUCACUGUUUAAGCUUAAUGUCUGUUA
Messenger RNA from Tupaia belangeri chinensis (Chinese tree shrew), 552 nucleotides. RefSeq names its product amine sulfotransferase-like. The record is from RefSeq and is a predicted model, not a curated record. Gene Ontology annotation, molecular function: sulfotransferase activity. The transcript is spliced from 3 exons. NCBI's taxonomy places the organism in Eukaryota, Metazoa, Chordata, Mammalia, Scandentia, Tupaiidae. Bases 121 to 537 code for a protein of 138 amino acids.